Cokeromyces recurvatus is the source of this 1504-nucleotide messenger RNA. RefSeq lists its product as uncharacterized. Lineage: Eukaryota; Fungi; Mucoromycota; Mucoromycetes; Mucorales; Mucoraceae. The annotation marks the transcript as partial. The transcript is spliced from 2 exons. The record is from RefSeq and is a predicted model, not a curated record.
GCAUGACCGACAUCAGAAAAUACUCUUUAGAAGAACAGCAACAGCAACAGCAACAACAACAACUAAAAGCACCACCACCACAAGUGCCCGCUCAUGAGACUCCAUCAUUCGAAAUUUCCCCUGUUAGCUCAAAAUCUACUGUUCAACGGUCAAAGACAGUUCGUAAUCUUAAUUCUGCAGGAAGUAAAAUGAGAGGUUUAUUCAAGUCAAAAAAGGAAUCAGCCAAUAGUCAUAAGAAAUCAAAUGAUGACAAUAAUUUAUUAACAAGGCCUAUCUUAUCUACUUCGGCUUCUUAUGGUCCAUCAAACGGGAACGACUCGAUACACUCGUAUCAACAAUUUCCUCCUCCACCAACACAACAACCAAUUUUAUCCUAUCAAAAAAAAGAAGAACAAAUGAUGAUGAAUAGUGAAUCUACUUUAGAAAUAGACGCCAAUAAACAAUUGUCUUCUUCAUCUUCCUCAUCUGAAAUAAUAGAGCAGAAUCAAGAACAACAACAACAACAACAUAAUUUACAACAUGAAUUAGAGCAACUCAAUGAAUUAAUAGCACAAAAGACAGCUGAAGUUCAAAAUGAAAAGAAAAUGAAGGAACGUCUUCAAGUUGAACUUUUAGAAGCCCAACGUAUCUUUAAAGAAAGAGAAGCAGAAUACUCUGCAAUUGAACACAGUUUCUUUGAACAUACUCGCGCUAUUCGUGCUACCGAUGACGAUCUCUCUACCAUUCGUGAUUCCUUUAAACUCUUGAAAUAUUCUAUUGCACGUUUAAUAAUGACAUUAAACAAAAAAGCGGAUAAAACAAGGGCAGCAGAAAAGUUUUGUCAGACAUGGCCCAAUUUGCCUAUUGUAGAUCCUACUACACAUGAAUUAGAGCCCUCACUUAUCAAUGUCUUGUCAGAGAAACUGGUUCAUGAACAUUUAGUAAAGAAUAUCUUUAAUGCACCCAUUUAUCCAGGACUUAAAGUGAAUGAUGCUUAUUUUACGCUUCAUAACUGGCUUCAACAGCAUAAAUCUCAAUUUUCAGUACGUUUAAGACAACAAAUGGCUGCUGUGGUUGCUAAAAGCAAAGGAGAUAGUGAAAUUCAAUUAGCUGCUCAAAAGGAAAAACAAGUGAUUGUUAAAAAGAUUUAUGAUGAUUUAGCUGAUAUCUAUUAUCCAUUUUUACGUGAAAAUGAUGCUGUUGUAGAGGAAGAAAAGAGAUAUUGUACGAAAAUUGGUGAAAUUGUAGAUAAAGCACUUAAAUUAUCUAUUGCUAUUCGAGGUCAAGAAGUAGAGAUCACGACUGUGCCUAUUGAGGAAGGUAGUAAGCAACCCUUUGAGGAAGAAACAAUGACAGAGGUGAAAGGUAGAACAAAUGGUCUUGUUCGUUUCUGUAUAUGUCCUACUUUUAUAGGCGGAGAUCGUGAACAUGGAUUUCUUGAAAAGGGCAAAGUAGUCAUUUCUGGUUAAAAAAAAAAAAAUACCUCUUCUAUUUUACAUUUUGCAUAUUAUAUUUAUAUCUUUUC